Myotis lucifugus (little brown bat) is the source of this 1134-nucleotide messenger RNA. RefSeq names its product phospholipid phosphatase-related protein type 4. The record is from RefSeq and is a predicted model, not a curated record. Gene Ontology annotation, biological process: phospholipid metabolic process; signal transduction; phospholipid dephosphorylation. Gene Ontology annotation, molecular function: phosphatidate phosphatase activity. Lineage: Eukaryota; Metazoa; Chordata; Mammalia; Chiroptera; Vespertilionidae.
AUGUCACCCUCGGAUGGCAUGUGUGGGAUUCAGCCAGCGGACAGGCGGCUGCCCAGGAAGCUGACGUGUGCUCACGGCCGCGCCUCGGAGAGCCCAGCACAGCAGCGGGCGCAUCUCAGCAGGAUGCGAAGCCGCGCUGGGCGGCCCGUGCGCGAGGCCGGCUGCUGGCGGGGACAGGCGGGGGCGCUGCGCCCGCGGGAAUGUGACAUCAGCGAGCGGCGCAGGCGGCUGGAGCAGGCAGCUCCCCUCUGCUGCGCGGUGCGCACCUCGCCGGGAGGACGCGGACCCGGACCCGGCCGGGCCGGCGGCGGGAUGUCGGCGAAGGAGAGGCCGAAGGGCAAAGUGAUCAAGGACAGCGUCACCCUCCUGCCCUGCUUCUAUUUUGUGGAGCUGCCGAUCCUGGCCUCGUCGGUGGUCAGCCUGUACUUCCUGGAGCUCACGGAUGUCUUCAAGCCCGUGCACUCGGGGUUCAGCUGCUAUGACCGCAGCCUCAGCAUGCCCUACAUCGAGCCCACCCAGGAGGCCAUCCCGCUGCUCAUGCUGCUGAGCCUGGCCUUCGCGGGGCCUGCCAUCACGAUCAUGGUGGGGGAAGGCAUUCUCUACUGCUGCCUGUCCAAGCGGCGGAACGGCGUGGGCCUGGAGCCCAACAUCAACGCCGGGGGCUGCAACUUCAACUCCUUCCUCAGAAGGGCCGUCCGAUUCGUCGGUGUCCACGUGUUCGGCCUGUGCUCCACGGCCCUCAUCACUGACAUCAUCCAGCUGUCCACGGGGUACCAGGCGCCCUACUUCCUGACGGUGUGCAAGCCCAACUACACCUCCCUGAACGUCUCCUGCAAAGAAAACUCCUACAUCGUGGAAGACAUCUGCUCGGGCUCGGACCUCACCGUCAUCAACAGCGGCAGAAAAUCAUUCCCUUCCCAGCACGCGACCCUCGCCGCCUUUGCUGCUGUGUACGUGUCGAUGUACUUCAACUCCACGUUAACGGACUCCUCGAAGCUCCUGAAACCCCUCUUGGUCUUCACGUUCAUCAUCUGCGGCAUCAUCUGCGGGCUGACGCGCAUAACGCAGUACAAGAACCACCCCGUGGACGUCUACUGCGGCUUCCUAAUCGGAGGAGGAAUCGCUCUGUACUUG